CGAAGCGCUAUUAUUGUAUCGCCUCGGAAAUAGGCGAGCGUUUGUUGUAUCUGUUUAUAUUGCCGCACUCCCGGCCCUGGCAUGCAGGACGGAGAGCAGAGGCAAGCGCGAGCCUGGAGAUACGUGGCGGCGCAAGCUUCUCGAAUUGCACAACACUUUUUUAAGGCUCUCGCUCUCCGUUUCAUCUCGCUUCUCUCUCUCUCACCCCCCUCUUCCUCCCUUGUUUGUGUGCUCCCACUUGUUCCCACUCACUCUGCCAAGCCUGGGACGGAGGACUACUUGAAGCGCUCCAUCUUGCUCGACGAAUCCUUGCACGCGCCCUUUUCUAUUCUCACCUCCCCCCCUCAAAGUCCACCACGAUGCGAUUCAUGAGGCCCGCCUCGGUCGUCGCCGUCGCCGCUGCGCUGGCCGCGUCGUCGCCCGCCGUCCUGGCUGCCGACGCCGCCACGGACGUCCUCCAGCUCACAAAGGACUCGUUUGCCUCGACAGUCGACCCAGAGGUGCGCCGUUGACCUUAGCAUGCACUAGCCAGUCUUGCCCCACUAAUAUG
Acaromyces ingoldii is the source of this 550-nucleotide messenger RNA. RefSeq lists its product as hypothetical. Bases 82 to 372 code for a protein of 96 amino acids. The record is from RefSeq and is a predicted model, not a curated record. NCBI's taxonomy places the organism in Eukaryota, Fungi, Basidiomycota, Exobasidiomycetes, Exobasidiales, Cryptobasidiaceae. The transcript has a single exon.